AUGAUGGCGAGCAUCUCACCGCUCCCAGCAGAGCGCACCGCCGCGGGCUUCCUCGACACGCCGCUCGAGAUCCGGCUCAUCGUCUACCGCUUCCUCCUCGUCAAGCCCGAGCGCGUGGUGCUGCACCAGAACCCGGACCUGAUCGUGCAGGGCCCGGCUAAGAGCCACGCGACCAACGUGCUGCUGCUGUGCCGGCAGGUCAGCGACGAGGCGCUGGACGUGCUGUAUGGGGAGAACGUGUUCUGGGCGCACCAGUCGGCGGCGUUCCCGGACGUGGCGGCGCGGAUCCCCGAGCGCAACCGCGCGCGCUUCCGCCGCGUCAUGGUCAGCCACCACCUCGACUUCCCGCCCGGCCAGGAGGUGCUGACAGUCGCCCGCGCCCCCGACCCCGCCGCCUGGGCCACGCUACUGGCCAACCUGCGCGAGCUGCGCCUGCUGCUGUGGCCGCCGCCGUGGCCCGCCAUCCGCGAGGCCCUCGACGAGGAUGGUGUGGAUUACCGGCCCGCGGUGGUGCUGGGCGAGCUCGGCCAGCUGGCGAGAUUCUACCUCGAGCGUGUCGCCUGCGCUGAAGUGCUGCGGGUCGGGCUCGUCGGGUGGCACGGGGGCACCGCCGAGUCGUUUGAGAAGGCCUGGCGGAGGCUGGGGCUCCCUGAGGGCGGGGCUGGCUACAGCUUGAAAACCCGAUUUGCCGUGUCGCGGAUCGCCGCCGAGAUCGCGCCAAAGCGUGACAUCAUCAUCUCCCUCACACAUACAAUGGCGAGAAGAAUAGCUAUGACAGCGGCCGUCGCGCAGAGAACCCAGCCAGCAAGAGCUGCGAGACACACGACAAAGUCAACACCAAAGGCUGAGCCUGCAGCCAAAGUCAAACCCGCGCCAGACCUACCCGGCACGCCCCCAGCAAGGGCAAACGUAAACAAAGAGUGUUUGCCAGACCUCAAGCCAAACCCCUCGACGCCUACGAAAACCAAAGCAAUCAAGAAAGAAGACGACGCCACCCCGUCCUCGCCUCUCUCAUCACCCAACACCUCCUUGCCCUCGCCCAACACCUCCUCGCCCUCGCCCACCACCUCCUUGCCCUCGCCCACCAAGCCGAGCCCCACAACACCCACAAAGAAACCGCCCCUGGACCUGCAAGCGCGGAAACUCAAGGCAUACACACAGCACGGCAGCCACACGUCGCCCUUCCCCGACUUCCCUCACCCAACACCCAGCGACUGCCAGCGAGCCCUCGCCAUUCUGACAUCCCUGCACGGAGCGCGCGCGCGGCCGGCGCAACUCGAAGCGUCGGCGACACGCGCCGGGUGCGGCGACGCACCCUGCGUGCUCGACGCACUCGUGCGGACCAUCCUCUCGCAGAACACGACCGACACCAACUCGUCGCGCGCGUACCGCAGCCUGAGCCGCGUGUACGGGACCGACGGCGACCAUGGCAGAUGGGCCGCCGUCGCGGCGGGCGGGCCGGCGAAGCUCGAGCGCGCGAUCCGCUGCGGCGGGCUGAGCGCGGUCAAAUCGCGCACCAUUCUGUCCGUCCUCGACCAAAUCCACGCCCACACCGGCGGGAGGUACUCGCUCGAGCACCUGCGGACCAUGCCAGCCGACGCCGCGAUGCGGUCCCUCCUCGCCUUCCGCGGCGUGGGCCCCAAGACGGCGAGCUGCGUGGCUCUGUUCAGCCUGGGGCACGCCAGCUUCGCCGUCGACACGCACGUGUGGCGGCUCGCGGGGCUUUUGGGGUGGCGGCCGCCGUCGGCGUCGCGCGAUUCUACGCACCUACAUCUCGAUGCGGCCGUGCCGGAUGAGUCCAAGUAUGCACUGCAUGUGCUGUUGGUUACGCACGGCAAGCGGUGUGGUGAGUGCCGGGCCGGCGGGAAGGCGGCGGGCGCGUGUCCGUUGCGGAGGGCGUUCCCUGCGGGAGGUGACGAAGGGGAUGGGGGGGAGCCGGGGGUUAAGGUGGAGGAGGUGCUGGAGUGA
This is a messenger RNA of Lasiosphaeria miniovina, 1968 nucleotides long. RefSeq lists its product as uncharacterized. The coding region runs from base 1 to 1968 and encodes 655 amino acids. Gene Ontology annotation, biological process: base-excision repair. Gene Ontology annotation, molecular function: catalytic activity. The transcript is spliced from 4 exons. NCBI's taxonomy places the organism in Eukaryota, Fungi, Ascomycota, Sordariomycetes, Sordariales, Lasiosphaeriaceae. The record is from RefSeq and is a predicted model, not a curated record.